Acytostelium subglobosum LB1 is the source of this 996-nucleotide messenger RNA. RefSeq lists its product as hypothetical. The record is from RefSeq and is a predicted model, not a curated record. Lineage: Eukaryota; Evosea; Eumycetozoa; Acytosteliales; Acytosteliaceae. The transcript is spliced from 2 exons. Bases 1 to 996 code for a protein of 331 amino acids.
AUGUCUUCGAAUAGGUUUGAGAUCAUUGGUUUGGUCUACUUUGGUCAGGGAAGUGGACUGCCGCACCAGAUACAACUUGAUCUCGAGAUCACCUUGUUGGCAUGGCACUUUACACUUUUGGUUAGCAGUGCCUUCCUACUCUGGUGGUCCAAUCGAUAUCGACCCAAUCGAUUAACCAGACUUGUAUAUACUAUAAUAUUAAUACAUUGUAUAGCAAAGACAAUAUCAGACUCAUUGUUUGUAUUAUUGCUUACAGUUGAUAUGAAUGCAUUGGGCGCAUCGAUAGCGUUUGAAGCAUUCGAGAUUAUGGCCAUCGUGACUUAUUACUGCAUGUUUGGCAUUGUACUGUUCAGUUGGAUAGAGGUGGUGUUCCGCGUCGAGCACUUGGGCCACGGCGAGGACAAGGUCAGAAUGCUACGCAAUGUCUUUUGUGUGUUCACAUCGAUGUGGAUCUCGGCGGUGUUCAUCAUCAGCGAGACCUAUCUAAACAUCGACCAGGAGGUGGCCAUCAUGGUGUUUGGCGUCGGCAUGCUCAUCAUCUCUGGCUUCUCAUUCGCACUGUCGAUCGCCUUCAUUGUCUACUGGGUAAAACUGCAUCGCAUGGUCACUGCGCUGCAGAUCCACCAGACGACGCAACGCAAGGUGUUCCUGGUCAAAGUGGCCGUCGUCACCAUCAUCUUCAUCCUGUGUCUGGACGCCAAGAUUGCGCAUUACUUUAUCAACGUGCGUCGUCCAUUUGUCGCCAGCAUCUGGGAUCUGUACGCGCUGAACUACUUCCCCGAGGCGUUGGCUGUCACUGUGGCUCUGGCCUUCUUUGGCUCCAACAUGAAGUCGGUGGACUACUCCGAGGACUUUGGCGCCAAGAACAACUACACGGCACGCACCGAUACAGAUCACCACUUGAACAAAGAUGAGCAACGACGAGGAUUAAUUCAGGACGACGAGUCCACCACCACCAGUUACGGAUCAUACGACAGCUACUACACCGUCCAAUAA